AUGCCUGGCAAGUGCAUCGGCAUUGAUCUGGGCACCACCUACUCUUGUGUAGGUGUGUUCCAGCAUGGCAAAGUGGAGAUAAUCGCCAAUGAUCAAGGAAACCGAGUGACGCCGUCUUUUGUGGCUUUCACCGACACUGAACGUCUGAUCGGCGAUGCUGCCAAGAACCAAGUGGCACUGAACCCGACCAACACUGUUUUUGAUGCAAAGCGACUCAUUGGCCGUCGCUACGAUGACUCCACUGUCCAGUCAGAUAUAAAGCACUGGCCCUUCAAGGUGGUCAGCGAGGGCGGCAAACCGAAGAUUCAAGUGGAGUACAAGGGCGAAACUAAGCGAUUUUUUCCAGAGGAGAUUUCCUCAAUGGUCCUCAUUAAGAUGAAGGAGACUGCUGAGGCGUAUCUCGGCCAGACGGUGACUGACGCCGUCAUCACGGUCCCUGCAUACUUUUCGGAUAGCCAACGCCAGGCGACCAAGGACGCGGGCGUGAUUGCCGGCCUCAAUGUGCUGCGCAUCAUCAACGAGCCCACUGCA
Molecule: messenger RNA, 531 nt
Organism: Rhagoletis zephyria (snowberry fruit fly)
Lineage: Eukaryota; Metazoa; Arthropoda; Insecta; Diptera; Tephritidae
Source: RefSeq, a predicted model, not a curated record